GAUCAGAUAUAUAAUAUAAAAAUGAAGGCCUUAAUUCUUGUUGGUGGUUUCGGAACCAGACUCCGUCCUCUCACUCUAUCAGUGCCAAAGCCUAUCGUCGAGUUUGCCAACAAGGCAAUGAUCUUGCAUCAGAUCGAAGCCUUGUGCAAGAUUGGUGUCAACGAAGUCGUUCUGGCCGUCAACUACAGACCACAACUUAUGUCUGCUUACCUCGAACCCUAUGCUGAGAAGUUGGGAAUCAAGAUAUCAUAUUCACAUGAGACUACUCCUUUGGGAACAGCAGGACCACUGGCAUUGGCACGUGAUCUGCUUAAUGAUGGUCAACCAUUCUUUGUGUUGAACAGUGAUAUCAUCUGUGACUUCCCAUUCGCUGAUCUGCUGGCCUAUCACAAGGCACACGGCAAGGAGGGUACCAUCAUGGUGACCAAGGUCGAGGAGCCAUCCAAGUACGGUGUCGUCGUCUAUAAGGAGGAUUCAGGACUGAUUCAGCGAUUCGUCGAGAAGCCACAACAAUACGUUGGCAACAAGAUCAACGCUGGCAUUUAUAUAUUCAACCCAUCCAUAUUAGAUAGAAUUCAACCAAAGCCAACUUCAAUCGAGAAGGAGAUCUUCCCUGCCAUGGCAGAGGAGGGUAACUUGUAUUGUAUGCAACUGGAAGGAUUCUGGAUGGACGUUGGUCAACCAAAGGACUUCUUGUUGGGCAUGGGAUUGUACUUGAACUCGUUGAAGCAAAAGACUCCAGAGAAGCUGGCCUCUGGCCCAGGCAUCGUCGGCCCAGUGCUGCUCGACGCCACUGCCGUCAUCAAGCCCGGCUGUCUGAUUGGACCAAACGUCACGAUCGGUCCCAACUGUGUGAUUGAGGAGGGCGUUCGUCUGGUCAACACCACCGUGCUCGAGGGCGUCACCGUCGGCAGAAACAGCUGGGUCAAGUCGUCCAUCAUUGGCUGGGAGUCGACCAUUGGCAAGUGGGUCAGAAUGGAGAACACAUCGGUGCUGGGCAAGGACGUGCACAUCUCUGACGAACUGUACAUCAACGGUGGCAAGAUCCUGCCACACAAGUCUAUAACAUCUUCGAUCGAGUCGCCAGAGAUCAUUAUGUAA
Acytostelium subglobosum LB1 is the source of this 1101-nucleotide messenger RNA. RefSeq lists its product as hypothetical. The annotation marks the transcript as partial. Gene Ontology annotation, biological process: cell wall mannoprotein biosynthetic process; GDP-mannose biosynthetic process. Gene Ontology annotation, cellular component: cytoplasm. Lineage: Eukaryota; Evosea; Eumycetozoa; Acytosteliales; Acytosteliaceae. The record is from RefSeq and is a predicted model, not a curated record. Gene Ontology annotation, molecular function: mannose-1-phosphate guanylyltransferase (GTP) activity; GTP binding. The transcript has 3 exons.